CCCGCCUCCCCGGCGGCUGUCACGGGGCGAGCGGGCCGCGCCGGGCUCCUGCGGGGCGGGGGCGGUGCUGUGCGGGGCCCCGCGGCUUCCCCCUCGGCCUGGCCGUGGCCGCCCGGCGGCAUCCGGGCUCCGCCACCAUGUUCAGGCGGAUUCUGCAGCGGACUCCAGGUAGAGGUGGGUCUCAGAGCUCGGAUUCAGAUUCAUCUGCCACACCAGGAAAUGCCGUGGACGUGAACAACGAAGGCUCCUCUGAGGGCUUCAUCUGUCCACUAUGUAUGAAAGCAUGUGUAACUCCCACUGAUCUGUCUGAACAUUACCAGAAUGAGCACACUGGGACAGAAAGAAGACAGGAGCUUCGUGACCUCCCAGCCGUUACUGGCUUUAUUUGUCCUCUCUGUAUGAAGUCUCAUGGAUCAGCUGAGGAGCUGUUCAAGCACUAUGAAGCAGUUCAUAAUUCUGGCAGUGAUUCAACUCAUGGAGGGGAAGGUCAUCUGUCACCGGAAAGAGAUGAAGUAUCACUGCUCCGACAAGAAGUCCAAGACUUGCAAGCCUCACUGAAGGAGGAGAGGUGGUAUUCAGAAGAGCUGAAGAAAGAACUAGAGAAAUUGCAGGGGCAGCAGCAGCAAGAUUCUAAGUCUGAUGGAUUGACAACGUCUACAUCUACAGAAUCAUUAGAACGGCAACUAGAAGAGAUCCAAGUAGAAAAUUUUAACAUUAAGCAAAUGAAAGACUUAUUUGAGCAAAAAGCGGCACAACUGGCCACUGAAAUAGUGGAUCUUAAAUCAAAGUAUGAUGAAGAAAUCAGCCUUCGGGAGGGUGCCGAACAGAAAGUGACAAACCUGACACGAGAACUGCAGGAGGAGAGGAGUACAGUGGAAGACUUAAAGACAGAGCUGCUACAAAGGCCUGGUGUGGAAGAUGUGGCUGUCCUGAAAAAGGAGCUGGUCCAAGUUCAGACGCUGAUGGACAAAAUGACUCUGGAACGUGAGAGAGAAUCUGAAAAGCUGAAAGACGAGUGCAAGCACUUGCAGGCAGAGCAGGCUAACUCGGAGGCUACCAUUAACCAGUUAAGAGCUGAACUUGCCAAAGGACCUCAGGAGGUAGCUGUGUAUGUUCAGGAGCUGCAAAAACUUCAAAGUUCAGUCAAAGAGCUAGAACAGAAAAACCAGAGUCUGACUGAGAAGCUGCUGAAGAAAGAACAGGACUACACCCAGCUAGAAGAAAAACACAAUGAAGUAUCUGUGAGUAAGAAGAACGUGCAGGCAAGCUUUCACCAGAAGGACCUGGACUGCCAACAGCUUCAGGCAAAGCUGUCUGCAUCUGAAGCCUCGAUACAGAGAUUACAGACGGAGCUAGGUGAGAAGGGGGAAGCAAGCCAGAAACUUAAAGAAGAGUUGUCCGAAGUUGAGACCAAGUACCAGCAUCUCAAGGCAGAAUGUAAACAGCUCCAGCAGCAGAGGGAGGAAAAAGAGCAGCAUGGCCUGCAACUGCAAAGCGAGCUCAGUCAGUUGCACAGUAAACUUCUAGAAACAGAGCGCCAGCUAGGGGAAGCGCAUGGGCGGCUCAAGGAACAGAGGCAGUUGUCUAGUGAGAAACUCAUGGACAAAGAGCAGCAGGUGGCUGAUCUGCAACUUAAACUUUCUCGUGCUGAAGAGCAGCUAAAGGAAAAAGCAGCAAGUUCCACAGAAUUGCAACAUCAGUUAGAUAAGGCAAAACAGCAGCACCAGGAACAGCAGACACUUCAGCAAAAUACUACAGCAAAACUACGAGAAGCCCAGAAUGAUUUGGAGCAAGUACUACGACAAAUUGGAGAUAAGGACCAAAAAAUUCAAAAUCUUGAGGCUUUGCUUCAAAAAAGCAAAGAAAACAUCUCUCUGCUAGAAAAGGAAAGAGAGGACUUAUAUGCAAAAAUUCAAGCUGGUGAAGGAGAAACUGCAGUUCUUAACCAGCUACAAGAGAAAAACCAUGCAUUGCAAAUACAGGUAACUCAGCUGACAGAGAAGCUGAAGAAUCAAUCAGAAAGUCAUAAACAAGCCCAAGAGAAUUUGCACGAACAAGUGCAGGAGCAAAAGGCACAUCUAAGAGCUGCUCAAGACCGUGUGCUCUCCCUGGAAGCAAACAUCACUGAACUAACCAGCCAGCUAAAUGAAAGUAAAGAGAAAGUUUCACAACUUGAUGUACAGGUAAAAGCAAAGACAGAAUUGCUACUUUCAGCAGAAGCAUCAAAAGCUGCCCAAAGAGCAGAUCUUCAGAAUCAUCUGGACACUGCCCAGCAUGCCCUGCAAGAUAAGCAACAGGAGUUAAAUAAGGUCAGCGUUCAGUUGGAUCAGGUUACAGCUAAGCUGAAUGACAAGCAGGAAUACUGUGCUCAGCUGGAAGCCAAUCUUAAAGAGAACAAAGAGAAACGUCUUUAUUUAGAACAGAAAACUGAAGAGCUAGAGGGACAGCUUAAGAAACUUGAAGCUGACAUUCUUGAUGUUAAAGCAAGCAAAGAACAAACCCUUCAGGAGUUACAGCAGCAGCGACAGCAAUCUACAGAAUUAGAUCUCCGAACAGCAGAACUGAGUAAACAACUUGAAGCAGCAAGAGAAGCGAUGUCUAGUGCUAAAUUGGACUUACAGAAGAAAUCUGAGGCCCUUGAACAAGCAAAACAGCAAAUUUCAAAGCAGGAGGAGGAAAAGGCCAGCCUCAAACAAAGCCUUGAGAAAUCAAAUCAAGAUACAUGUAAACAACUCAAGGAAUUAGAUUGUAAAAUGCAAGCAGCAACGUCAGAGCUGCAACAAGUGAAAUUAGAGAAGGAUAAUCUAUUAAAGGACCUUACAGCUACCAAAGACAAGCUCUCAAAAAGUUCUGAAUCCUUCAAAAAAAGAAAGGAGGAAUUAGAAAAAGAAAUACAAAAAGGAAAAGCAGCUGUGGCAGAAAUGGAAAAGUCUUGCCAAGAAGUAAAACACCAGCUCCAGGUACAAACAGAGUCUGUAGCUAAGGAGAGGAAUGAAUUGAAAAACUCACUUGAAAAAAAGGAUGGGAUUUCUAAGCAGUUGUCGACAGAACUUGAUUCAGCACGAGCGCAAGUACUGGAAAUUCAGGGUCUUCUGAAAGAGAAAGAAAAAAGCGAACAACAUCUCCAGGGAAAGCUGAGAGAGUUAAAGGAAUCUUUUGAGCAGAAGAAAAAACACAGCGAGACAUUGCAAGCUGAAUUAAAAACUGCUCUUUUAGAAAAGGCAGAACUGGAGAAUAAACUCCAACAGCAGUCUAUUUUGUCAGCACAGGAGCUUAAAGCAGAGAAAGUCAAGCUAACAGACUUACAGAAGACUCAUGAAAAACAUAAGGAAAACAUGGAGAAGCUGCAGCUGGAUCUUUAUGGGAAAGAGUCUGAGCUGCUGGCAACCAGGCAAGACCUUAAGUCCACAGAGGAAAAACUUGCUCUAGCUCAAGAAGAAUUAGUUUCCAGCAGAAAUCGAAUUGCUAGCAAUAAUCAGCAGAUUCAGGAACUGAAGAAAGCAAAGGCUACACUGGAGCAGGAUGCAUCAAAGAAGGAGCAGCAACUGGGUGAGAAGACCAAAAUGUUACAGGAUCUUCAGAAUGACAGGAUUUUGAAAGACAAAGACUUGGCUAAUGAAAAAUGUAAAACAACAGAGCUCCAAGAAAUAAGGAAUAGACUUGAAAAAGAAAGUGCUAAGUUGAGUGAAGAGCUUAGAGCCUGCAAGCAAGAAUUCGAGAAGGAGGUGGGAAAUCUCAAGGAUGCAAAACAGCUACUGAUUCAACAGAAAUUAGAGCUGCAGGGCAAAAUAGAGAAUAUGAAUUCAGCUCUGGAACAGGAAAAAAAAACCCAUCAAGCUGUCAAAGAUCAGUUGAAAAAGAGAGAAGAAGAGCUGAAGAAAGAAUGUGCUGAAAUUGAAGCUAAACUGCACACAGAGAAAAAAGAGAAAGAAGAAGAAAACCGGAAACAUGAGGAAAAGGAGACCAAGCUCACCAUGCAGGUCACAGCUCUGAAUGAAAAUCUGGCUACCAUGAAGAAAGAGUGGCAAAGCAGUCAGAGGCGAGUGAGUGAGCUGGAGAAACAGACGGACGAUUUACGUGGGGACAUUGCUGUCUUGGAAGCAACAGUGCAGAAUAAUCAGGAUGAGAGAAGGGCGUUGCUGGAGAGGUGUAUAAAAAGUGAGGGAGAAAUUGAAAAGCUUCAAGCCAAACUUGUAGAAAUGAAGAAAAAGCUGGACAACACUACUGCUGCAAUGCAGGAACUUGGCCGAGAAAACCAGUCAUUACAGAUCAAACACACCCAAGCUCUCAACAGGAAGUGGGCAGAAGACAAUGAGGUACAGAAUUGCAUGGCCUGUGGAAAAGGCUUUUCAGUGACAGUGAGAAGGCACCACUGCAGACAGUGUGGAAAUAUCUUCUGUGCUGAGUGCUCAGCAAAGAAUGCCUUAACUCCUUCCUCUAAGAAGCCUGUCCGAGUCUGUGAUACUUGCUUUAAUGACUUGCAAGGAUGACUGGCUAUCGUGAGUGACAGAGAAAUGUUACACUAAAAUCUAUAAUUUCUGUCGAUGCACUUCGUUCAGCACUCAGACUACUAUUCAGUUUGGACAAUGAUUGUAACACUUGGCAAAAUUUAGUAUAUUUUAAAAUGUUUAUUGAUACCAAGUAAAACUAUUGUAUUUUUUGUGAGACAUGGGCUCAGAUCAUCCAUAUAGCUUAUUGCCAUUUAUCCUGGAAAGAGCUUCUAUGUCUAGAUUAGAAAUAUCCAGUUAUUUGUAAAUAAAGUUUAAACAGAGGAGUAACAAUGUAUUUUUUUAUCUUUUAUUUUUUUGUUCAAGAGAAACAGCGUUUAUGUGAUAUUGCAGUUUAUUCUUGUUUCCUUCAAAGAAAAAGGAAGAUGCAAAAACUUGUGAGGAUUUUAUGUAUCAAAUAUUGCUGUAAAAGCGUAAAUGAUUGUUGCAUUUGAUUGCAUAUCUGAUGUUCUUUAUAACCCCUUGUGAUUUUGUUUUCUUUCUAUCACUGGUUCUUGGACUUUUCUCUCUAAAGUUCGAACUCCACAGUGAGGGUAACGGCUGCACUUGACUCAACUCAGUUUUAUUUGCCCACUUAGAACUUGUAGUAUCAGCACCCAAGCCCUUAUCCAGCUACAGCGCUUGGAUGCUGGAACAUCUUUACGCAUACUGUAUUGCGUAGAUUGUGUGUAUUGCGUAGAUUGUGUGUGUGUGUGUGUCUGAGUAUGUGUGAACAAGUGAUGAGACAAAGUUUAGCUGGCAUUGUAGGAAUAUUACACGGUACAUUACAGUAUUCCAUCCCAUAUUGAUUGAUUUCACUUUUACAUAUUUGGUGGAUGGAUUUUAAUAUUCCAGAAGUCCUUAUAUGUGGGUUUUAAAAGGCAAACAAUACUGGUAGUAGCCCGUAGCGCAUCUCUCCCCCUGCCCAUACCCUGGAAGCCCUGAGAGGCCCUUGUGGUUCUAAGAGACAUCCAGACCUUCCACACCAAGUACCCUAUGAGAAAAAGUCUUUUUUGAGACUGCUGCAGUUUAUCUGACCUUUUCUUCUCUCCCUUCCCUCAGCUUUUGGUGGAAGAAGCUGAACUCCUGCUAUACCUAACAAACCUCAGUUUUCCUUUGCUCUUUCUGACCCCCAUUACAGGGGGGUCUUAAAUGUUAUGUUAAUCAUGAUUUAGUCUGCUCAGAACAGUGCUGUGAAUCUCCUGCUACUGGCUUAGUUAUAAGACAAACAGCUCUAAAUAAGAGGCCAAUGUCUUUAGAUAUUUAUUCAUACUUUCUUUUCUGUCCUUGCAACAGAGGUUUCUUGUAGAGUUUAUGUAGGCUCCAGACUUCUUUUUUGUUGUUUUAUUUACACCUGUUUGUUCUUGCCUGCCUGUCUCUAACUGUUCUUCCCUUUGUAUCUGGUAUUUCAAAAUCAUUAAGGUUAUUUCUUCUGAGUGCGGGUUAUGCCUUCCAAUAUUUAGGGACCCUUUGUGUUAAAUAUACCCUAAUAAAUUCCCCACCUUGAGCCCUUCUGUGUCUUACAAAAUUGUACCAGCUGUUCAGAGAAAAGGACUGUGUCCUGAAUUUCUCUACUUUUUGCCCGAGGUAAGCAAUCAAAUUCUGUCAUAAUGAUGGAAGCUUAGCCAUCGUUAGGCAGGUUCGUUUGCUUUUAUCUAUUGACAGCUCUAUAUGUGAAUGAAGAAGUCUCUUUUAUGAAAAAUGUCUAGUCCUGAUUAGCUCUGAAGUGAAAAAACUUCUUAAUACCUCUUCUCCAGAACUAGUGAUUUAUAUGUUUCAUAUCCCUUCUUAGCUUACCUGUCUAGUUCUACAUUUGCAGCCUCAAGGAGUCUUCCUCAAGGAGUUUUCUUAAAUUCUUAUUUCCCAAAAGCCAGCUGAAUUAUGUAACUGGUUCUUCUUGUAAAAGAGUUUUGGGGUACAACUGUGGUUUAUGUGAAAUACUGACCUGCUUUUCUGGUUCGAACUUGAGAGUUACUUGCUCAAAAGAAACAAUUGCUGCAACAAUUCUGUAUGAGCAGAGCCUCUGGACUCACUGUUUCUCCUUCUCAGUGUAACUGUUUGGCAUAAGAAUCUUUUGAAUAGAAGAUAUGAACAGAAUCUCUGCCUCUGCAAGUCUUUUUUCUGCUUAUUUAUUGAGAAAAUCUGAAGAGUUUGCUUUCGAGCCUUUCUUUGUCUGACACAUGACUUCAGAAAUGUGGGAAAGGUAGAGAUGUGACAGUUGUGCUCCAGCCUAGAUACGCUCUGCCCUGUUGUGUGACGCAUGGAGCCUCCUGCUGCUCUCAGGGUGAAGGACGACCAUGUGGAGCAGAAGGGAUUUUGAGAGGGAAGAGAGAAGCUUCCCGUGAGUGCAUGAGACAAAACACAUUAGGCAGAGGAAGAUGGAAAUCUCUCGGGGAACCAGGGAAAUGGUUAAAAAACUCACUUGUGUUCAGGCUUUUUGCUUUUGAAUGGGAAUGUGUGAAGGCUGGGGAGAGCGCUCUGCAGUAAAGAGGAAGUGGUAGAAGCUCUAGUAGGGUUAUUCUUCAUUCAGCCUUUUGGAACGCCUUUGUGUAAAGACAAGCAGAGUCACCUCACUCCACUGGCUGCUGAAGCAGUGCGGUUCGUUGCCUGCAGAUUAAGCCUUGGCCUGGAGUUCCUUCAGGGGCAAAACCAGCUUGAUUUCUGAAGGUUGCUUUUUGCUGACCAAUUUAUAUGACCAGCUUCUUGAGGGGAUGGAAAUGCUUUAUAAAUACAUAUUUUUAGAAAGAGGGGUUGUUAAAAUCUGGAGGAACGGUGCUGGGUUAGAAGCUUUUAUGCUUGAGCUUUAAGUCUGCAGCAAUAGAUCAGGAUUUCUACAGCUUUUCACUGGAGUAAAUUUAUGACUCCAUUGCUAAAUCUUAUGCUCCUUCUUUUAUGCUGGUCUGUAUUUGUUGGCAAGUGUUGAGUGGCGUUCCUCAGCGGUCGGUACUGGGACCGGCACUGUUUAACAUCUUUGUUGGCGACAUGGACAGCAGGAUCGAGUGCACCCUCAGCAAGUUUGCCGACGACACCAAGCCGUGUGGUGUAGUCAACACACUGGAGGGAAGGGAUGCCAUCCAGAGGGACCUUGACAGGCUGGAGAGGUGGGCCUGUGCAAACCACAUGAAGUUCAAGAAGGCCAAGUGCAAGGUCCUGCACGUGGGUCGGCGCAAUCCCAAGCACAACUAUAGACUGGGCAGAGAAUAGAUUGAAAGCAGCCCUGAGGAGAAGGACUUGGGGGUGUUGAUUGAGGAGAAGCUCAACAUGAGCCAGCAGUGUGCGCUUGCAGCCCAGAAAGCCAACCGUAAUCCUGGGCUGCAUCAAAAGAAGCGUGACCAGCAGGUCGAGGGAGGGGAUCCUGCCCCUCUGCUCUGCUCUUGUGAGACCCCACCUGGAGUACUGCAUCCAGCUCUGGGGGCCCCAGUACAGGAGAGACAUGGAGCUGUUGGAGCGAGUCCAGAGGAGGGCCACAAAGCUGAUCAGAGGGCUGGAGAAUCUCUCCUAUGAAGACAGGCUGAGAGAGUUGGGGUUGUUCAGCCUGGAGAAAAGAAGGCUCUGGGGAGAUCCAAUUGCGGCUUAGCAGUAUCUAAAGGGGCCUACAGGAAAGCUGGUGAGGGACUGUUUAUCAGGGAGUGUAGUGACAGGACAAGGGGUAAUGGGUUUAAGCUGAAGGAGGAUAGAUUUAGAUUAGAUGUUAGAAAGAAAUUCUUUACUGUGUGAGGGUGGUGAGGCACUGGAACGGGUUGCCCAGAGAGGUUGUGGAGGCCCCCUCCCUGGAAGUGUUUAAGACCAGGUUGGAUGAGGCUUUGGGCAACGUGGUCUAGUGGAGGGUGUCCCUGCCCACAGCAAGGGGGUUGGAACUAGAUUAUCUUUGAGGUCCUUUCCAACCCAAACCAUUCUAUGAUUCUAUGAUAAGUUGAUGGUAUAAUAGACCCUAUAAUGCUCUCGGCCUCACUGCCAGGUUGGAAGUUGUGCUUAAGCUUAGUAAAAUGACCUAUGAGAGACAUAAUAAGGGAAACUGGAAAGUGAAAAGCUUUGUAUUUACAAAUCUGCUUGCAGAGUCUGAUUGUUUUGAUGGGCAUAUUGUCAGUAGGAAUGUGUGGGUUUUGUUGCACUGCUUUAAAAUAUAAAUAAUAGGAAAACCUAGUAAAAAAAACCUGGUAACUUUUACCACACUGAGUUAAAGGAUUCCAGGCCAAAUAGUUUAAUGCACAGAUUUUUCAGACUACAAACACAGGAACAGAAGGAAACACUAAUAAAAUGGGAGACUCGAGCCUCGGAACCAGAGGAUGCACAAGUGAUGUGUUUUAACAGCCUCUAGCAAGAACCAGAUUGCUCUGAUUCACUGAGGAGAGGCUGUUACGGAGCAAGAGGUGGAAACAAUGGUAAAACCGGUGCUUGAAGCGGUGGAUGUGUGGGAUCCUCAAGCUGCCUUUGAUUUCUAGCCAUUACCAUGGCAUCAGGAAUGGGACACUGAAGUGUGGGGUUUGUUCCUGAAACUGUCCCCUCUGCAGGACACUCCAUCCACAUUCGGAAUCGCUAGGGGAGCAGAAUAUGAAAGACCAGCUGCUACGUGGGCUGAGACAAACUACAGAAAAGUGUAAAGUAUAGUCUUUUUAAGGGUGGGGAGAGGUUCUUUAAUAUCUUGGAGACAUCACCUCUCUUCCCAGUCAAAGAGCCACAGUCCAUUGGGUCAUAGCCUCCAAAAUGCCAAAUCCUACUGUUCUACUCUGGCCUCACGUCAGCGAUACAAACUUCAUACUUCUGUCAUGCAACCCCUCUGGAGGCAGGUAGCGUUGCAGAAGUCAGUGGCAGGCUUUUGAUCUUAGCUGGCUCUGCUUCACUGUUACUUAUUUCUUCUCUCCAUGUAUUCCUUCCCUCCACUAAUCUUCCCCUUUCUGCAAAGGUUGAGCAAAGAGCAUAAAAUUAAUGAGUCACAGUAGGAAACGUUGCUGUCUGCAAAUGGAGAGGCAAAAGGAAUUUUCUACUGCAGCUUCCAACAGAGGCAAGAGGUUUAGAGGGAUCUCGUUUUUCAGCUGGCUUCGCUCUCUGGCACAAGAGUCCGAGGCUCCUAGGGUACAGUGUGGGUUUUUUCCUCUGUUUUUGGAAGGUUUCAAGUAACCAAGUUGCAAUGGAGUGCUGAGCGCUAGGUACACAAGAACAAUGAAUAACUAUUUUUGUUGGUUUUGGGACAAUUAUUAGGAUUAUUUGUGAAUCCUCACUGGAAAAGCUUUCUUAGUGAAGCAAGAAGGGAUUGGGGAGCAGAAGCAUGAAGUAACCUUGCUAUGUUUGUAUUACAUUAGCAAGAACAAUUGAGUCUCUCGUGCUAGAUUUAAGAGAAGUGACAUCCCCAAAGGAGGGACCUGGAAAACUCAAGUGCUUUUCCGGAUUGUAAAAUGUCAGUUAAAUGCAAAGUGGGAACAAAUGCUUUUUGCAAAACUUAAAAAAAAAAUUAUGACCAGUACUCAGCGGCAGAGAGAAAACUGCUGGAGCUUAAGUUCAAACAGAAUAUAAACUAUGCCAAGAAGAAUGAUACUAUGGUUUGAAUAUGUUGAAACUGAUAAAUUACUCCUCCAACUACCACCCCUCCCACUCUCUCAUUCUUGGAGGACUAGGAAACAACACUGUCAUUUGCACUAUGCACUUUUUGCUGUCUAACUGAAUAUAAUCUACAGUAGGUGGAAUGGCAUCGUUGGCAUUGCAUGUGUAAGCUGUAAUCAAUAGACAGAAGGUUUAUUUUCAGCUGGACUUUUCACUGUAUUACAUUUGGUCCCUUGCUAAGUAAGGAGAAUUGCACUCAUAGUUCUGUCGUACCAAAAAUGCCAUCAUUCUCGGAGAACACAUGUAACAACAAAAAACAUGUAGUCAUGCACACAUUGUCUUUGUAGAGCUUAAUUUUAAGAUUACAGAAUGAGAAAACAUGAAUUUUAUGUAUUUUCAGGAGUCUUGCCAGUUAUCCAGUUCUUAAUUUUUGAAGUCUUGACCUCAGCACCCCUUCUAGUAUAAGUUUAAAAUUACUGUCCAACCACAGCCUCUCCAAAAGCACUAAGUGGUGUACUUUUCAAAACCAGCAAUAAUUGGAUAGUAAAGUCCCUCCACAGAAACUCAGUUGGGUGGGUUUGGUUGGUUGGUUGGUUUUUUUAAGGGGCACUGAAUAAAGAGGUUUGCAUCUAUAGAGAGAACAUUAGAUGCCACUUAAGAUCACAAUAAUGAAGAGGAUAGGUACUAGUUACUGUAAUAAACUCUACCUUUUGUCUGUAGCUCACCACGUACUAUGCACUCGCUGUGCGGCAGAUACAGGAGUAUCUGCUCAUUUGAAGAUUACUGAAGCCCUGCUAACCCUUUUGGAUCAAUGUUACUAUGAAAGCAGAAGCCUGGUAGGCAUGUUUUCCAGUUUUUCUUUCCCCUGUGACCUAAACUGAAAACAAAUUCAUCUGUAUUUCCUGCCUUUUUUGGGUAAAGAGGGCUGGGAAAGAGGGUUCAUCGUUACAUGUCAACAGGCCAGUGCUGGCAGGUCCAGGCUCCUGCUGUUGGCUUUAUGGCAAAGUACUCUGUCGUAUCACACGAAAGCUUGAUUCCUGGCACAAAAGGGAUGUUUAAAAGAAUGUCUCGCUGGGUUAGCAAAUACCAGAACUUUUUAUAGUAAUGCGUCCAAAAUGCUGCUUGUAUAGGAUUUGUCACUUUUGUAAGAAAAGGGAAAAAAAAAAAAAAUCACCAAAAAAAUAAUCAUAACCCCCCCACCAUUUGAUGCCAUUACAUAAGAUUUCGUUUAAACUACCUCUCAGCGUGAAAUUCAAUUUAAGGUUUGCUCACUGUCAUGUUAUGUAAAAGUUAUCAUGAAUGCCAAAAUUGCAAGUUUAUCACCAAAAAGGAAAAAAAGUCCUUUUUUUUAUGUGUUUGAAAGUAUCCAGUAGUUUCAAGUUAUCGUAAACUCUGUUGUAUUCUUUUAACUUCUGUAGUUUCAAUCUUGCAAACUCUAGCUGCUGGACAGGAAAUAAAUCAUAACCAGAAGCUUUCAUAAUCACGGUCUGCUGGGUAAAAACAAUUUUGUAUGCAGCUUUGUCAUUUGGCUAUAGAUAGGCUCAUUCACCAAAUGUACCAUUAAUUUAGUCUAUUUUUUCUUCAGUACUCGAGAUGUGAACUUGAUGAAUGGUAUUCUGUAAUGGGUGCGUGCCACAAAUCACAUUGUCUUGUUUGCCUCUUUUUGGGAUUUUAAUGCUCAGUUUAUUAUUGCAGAUGUGAAUAUUGCUCAUGCAACCUAAUUUCUGUAUAAUUGUAUAAAAUAUAAAUGGAAAAAGUUUUAAGUUCUUACCCAGUAUCUAGAGGUAAUGUAUUAUACUAGUCUUUUGUUGCAGUUUUACCUACAGAGUACUGCAGUUCUUUUAAACUGGAUUAUACCAUCUUGGUAGGUGUAGAUAGAUGAUUUUUUUUUUUUUUGCAUGAGUGUGUUUCAGUUUUGUUUCUUUUUAAUUGAAGUUUGAUUCUCUUAAGUUCUGUUUUCAGUGUUUGUGUUUACUAUUUGUGAUCAUGUAGUUGUGCCUUACAUUGUGAAAGAAUUUAGUCCAGCGUGCACUGUAAUUCCUAAACUCUGCGACUUGGAAGGUGGCUGUCGAUUUGGAUGAGAAAAUGACACCAUGCAUACACCGUUCUGUAUAAACAACGAUGAAAUGUUAUUGAAAUGUCAUUUUUGUUUUCUAACCUGUUAAAGGAAUGAUUAACGACAAUAAAAAAAUAAAUUAGACCUU
This is a messenger RNA of Grus americana (Whooping crane), 12229 nucleotides long. It is a transcript of the gene EEA1, whose product is annotated as early endosome antigen 1. Gene Ontology annotation, cellular component: early endosome. NCBI's taxonomy places the organism in Eukaryota, Metazoa, Chordata, Aves, Gruiformes, Gruidae. Gene Ontology annotation, molecular function: 1-phosphatidylinositol binding; metal ion binding. The record is from RefSeq and is a predicted model, not a curated record. Bases 138 to 4490 code for a protein of 1450 amino acids. Gene Ontology annotation, biological process: endocytosis. The transcript has 30 exons.